UCUGUUGAGACAGAGAGGCUUAACUAAGAUCAAAAUAAAAAUUGUGGGUGUAGGGUCUGAACCUUUUAUUGAGUCAUCGGUUCGACCCUGCCUAGACCACCAGUAAUACAACAAAAAUAAAAAAUAAUGAAAGAACCUAAGAUGAUGCAUUCACUCUUCGUUUUAUUUUUCAUAGUUGGUGCAAUGAUUCCAACCUUCAACGCUCAUAUUGGCGAUUUUGAUGAAGUGUGGAGGAGGAGAGCUGAGGAAGCUAGAAAGUUCGCUCUCCAGACUUAUGAGAGCGAACCUGCAAAUGUCACGUUGGCAUUUAACAAGAAAACUCGCGAUGCUGUGAAGGAAUUAAGUAGUGUAAUACCAAAGAAUGACACAAGGAGGGAGCUAGGAACUAAACACUACGAGGGCCCUUGCAUGGUCACAAAUCCAAUUGAUAAGUGUUGGAGAUGUGACCCUAAUUGGGCUGACAACAGGAAAAAGCUAGUAGAGUGUGCUAUGGGCUUUGGGUCCAAGGCCACCGGGGGGAAGGACGGCAACUUGUACGUUGUCAACGACUCUUCAGAUGAUUAUACCGAUCCAAAACCAGGAACCCUCCGUCAUGCUGUUAUCCAAAAGGAGCCAUUAUGGAUCAUUUUUGACAGAAGCAUGAACAUAAGGCUACACCAGGAGCUGAUUAUGCAGGCCGAUAAAACUAUCGAUGCUCGUGGUGCUAAUGUUCACAUUUCUGGCGGUGCUGGUAUCAUGAUUCAGUACACGAAAAACAUUAUCAUCCACGGAUUACACAUUCACGAUAUUGUCCAAGGGAAUGGUGGAAUGGUUAGAGAUGCAGUGGACCACAUUGGGAUCCGCACAAUGAGUGAUGGAGAUGGAAUUUCCAUAUUUGGUUCGUCCAAUAUUUGGAUUGAUCAUAUGUCAAUGUGGAAUUGCUAUGAUGGGAUCAUUGAUGCUGUUGAAGGAUCCACCGGUAUCACCAUAUCUAAUGGGCACUUCACAGAUCAUAAUGAGGUGAUGUUGUUUGGUGCAAGUGACAGUUCUUCAAUAGAUCAACAAAUGCAAAUUACACUGGCAUUUAAUCAUUUUGGAAAGAGGUUGGUGCAGAGAAUGCCUAGGUGCAGAUGGGGAUACAUCCAUGUUGUUAAUAAUGACUAUACUCACUGGAAUAUGUAUGCUAUUGGUGGUAGUAAAAAUCCCACCAUUAUUAGCCAGGGCAAUCGUUUCAUUGCUCCUCCUGACAUCUUCAAGAAGCAGAUUACAAAGAGGGAGUACUCUCCAGAAUCAGUAUGGAUGCAGUGGACAUGGAGAUCAGAGGGAGAUUUAUACAUGAAUGGAGCAUACUUUGUUCAAUCUGGUGAUCCUGAUUGGUCAAAGAAACAUCAAGAUCUUUACGAUGGCAUAGCAGCAGCACCGGCAGAUCAAGUCACUUGGAUAACAAGGUUUGCAGGAGCACUUGGUUGCAAGGUAGGAGAGGCUUGUUAGAAAACAGCUGGCAGAAAGAAUAUCAAAAACAGUUAUUACUCCACAUGGGAUUAUACUGUGUUCUUGUUCUAAUGACUUUAUAUUUUUGAACCUGUACAUAAUCGAGACCCUCUCAAUUUUGGAUUAAUCUAGUUUUGUAAUCAAUGUUUCGGUUAUGGAAAAGAAAUCCUUUUUGAUUCAAUACAACCGUUUGUAGCCUAGCUUCUGACAUCGUGCUUCAUAAUAAUAAUGUAAAUAAUUUUUACACUAUGAAUAAUAAAAUUGAAGUAUAAAAAACUA
Messenger RNA from Lycium barbarum (goji berry), 1749 nucleotides. Its product is annotated as probable pectate lyase P59. Gene Ontology annotation, molecular function: pectate lyase activity. The record is from RefSeq and is a predicted model, not a curated record. The coding region runs from base 127 to 1470 and encodes 447 amino acids. Lineage: Eukaryota; Viridiplantae; Streptophyta; Magnoliopsida; Solanales; Solanaceae. The transcript has 4 exons.